This is a messenger RNA of Acipenser ruthenus (sterlet), 801 nucleotides long. RefSeq names its product zinc finger CCHC domain-containing protein 7-like. The annotation marks the transcript as partial. NCBI's taxonomy places the organism in Eukaryota, Metazoa, Chordata, Actinopteri, Acipenseriformes, Acipenseridae. The transcript has 2 exons. The record is from RefSeq and is a predicted model, not a curated record.
AAUCAUCAUCGUCCAUCCGCUCUUGUUUUGGAGUUCCAAAACAUCGGGAUGAAGUUGGUCGGCCAGCACAGUAUUGGUUUUUGCUACUGUAGUGGAAGGAGUUGUGACUUGAAACCAAAAUACAACCCUGACAGAACUCAUACGGCUGGGAGUUGUAGAGAAUGUUUGCUGGAUAUGAGGCACUGGAAGAGUAUGAAGAUGAGCUCUACCGGGAGGCAGAGAACUCCAGUGAGUCGGGGCCAGACAGUGAGGUGGAGUUCCAGCUGUACAGCCAAGUACACUAUUCCAUGAAGCUGGAUGAGCCAGGAUCAGGCGAUAGAGAAAAAGAGAGAAAUCAGCCCUCUGCUGCAACAUUGCUGGAGAAAAGGAAUGAUAUCAUUGUCAUCUCCGAUAGUGAACCCAUCCUUAUUUCAGAUGCUGCGGAGGUCGUCAUAGUAUCGGAUGAGACUGAUCUAGACAGUGUCUGCAAUAUCAAAGGAAAGCAAGGGCCAAUUUCCAAGACUGCCAAGAGGAGGUUGUUGGAUGGGCAGACUCUGCUGGAGUCCAACAGUUGCACUGAGAGGACACCCAGCUCCAAACCCUUAAGGCUGAGAGAUGCCAUCACCAUGAGCACAGGCCUCAAUAGUUUUCGAGAGAGUGUGGCAGUGGAGAAAAGCAAGAAAUACCAGGAUGGGGAAACGUCAGACAGCGAUGAUUCGGACCACGUGGAGAGCUGGAUGAUUCUAGGCAGGGCCAAUCAGGAUGGUGACAACACCAUCCUGCUCAAUCUGGACGGGAGUAGCGCGUCAGAAAACGAAGCAG